UUAUUAUUAGGGGGGGAAAAUAUGAUUUCUGUACUUUUUAGGUUCGGACUUGAUCUCUAGUGGAUGGAACUGGAUGUGUGACAAUUAUGGAUGACAGUCCCACAUCCAGCCCGAGCUCUAGCCCGAGUCCUGACGCGCUGCCUUCAGACCGGAGACGCGGGCGCGUGCUUCCUACUGGCGGUGGUCUCGGGACCAGGGGGCGACCGGCAGCAGCAAACGCUGCGCGCGAGCGCAGUCGCGUUCAGACCCUCAGACACGCGUUUCUGGAGCUCCAGAGGACCCUGCCAUCGGUACCGCCCGACACCAAACUGUCCAAACUUGACGUGCUCAUAUUAGCCACUACAUACAUAGCUCAUCUGACCAAAACCCUGCAGGAAGAGGGCAUGGAAGAAGGAGACGGCGCAAAACGGAGCGAACCGUUAAAUUCACUCAAAGGCGGCGGUUACCUGCAUCCUGUGAAAAAAUGGCCCAUGCGCUCGAGGUUGUAUAUUGGUGCCAGCGGCCAGUUCCUGAGUAACUCAAGCCAGAAUGAAAAUCAAGGAGCGUCGUCAUCAUCAUCUCAGACAUAAUCCCUUUGCACACAAGACUUUCUUGUCAUUAAAAAUGAAACUUUAAAUGAUCAUUUCAGGAUGUUUGCAGAGCCAAACAUGUGGACCACCUCUGUUGUAAGCGCUCAUGAUGUGCUUUUUAAAAUUUUUUUUUUAUUAUUAUUAUUAUUUUAUUUUAUUUUAUUUUUUUUAUCUCUGAACGUUUAACUAACGCCUUAAAUUGUCUUAAUGAGUCACUCUGAAAAGGAAUUAAAACUAUUAUUUCCUUUAUUAUUAUUAUUUUCCCACCAAUUUCAUAUUGAAAUGAGUACAAAUAGGAACAAACGACUGCAUGGCGAUUGUGUUGCUGCGUAUUUACGGCACACUUACAUGUCACCUAUCAUUAUUUGACAUUUGUACAUAAUUUGUAUAUAACCAACCGUGAUUUUUAAUGUCUUACUGAAUAGUUAAGGGUCUCUGCUCAAAAUUCUGUCUUUCAACUCCGUACUUGGAGGUUUUGUGUAGCUAUGUCGGGAUAGUGAGCUGUCAUGCUUGACUUGUUGGCUAUGCACUUUCAGUUAAAGUAUUUGCACUAAAUGCAUGUGUGAAUAACGUAACAUUUGUCAUGUGAAGAGGUCUGUCUGGAUCACAACAAUGCUUGGACUAAGUCUAGCAGAAACCCUGCUCUUUCCUGUCACAUACAUGGUUGUCGGUGUAUUUGUGGAUUGUAAAUAAAAAAAAGAAAUAAAUAAAAUAAAUACCCAUAAUUUAAAGCUAAUUGCCA
Messenger RNA from Ictalurus furcatus (blue catfish), 1311 nucleotides. Its product is annotated as transcription factor 24-like. NCBI's taxonomy places the organism in Eukaryota, Metazoa, Chordata, Actinopteri, Siluriformes, Ictaluridae. The record is from RefSeq and is a predicted model, not a curated record. The transcript has 2 exons. Gene Ontology annotation, molecular function: protein dimerization activity; DNA-binding transcription factor activity, RNA polymerase II-specific; RNA polymerase II transcription regulatory region sequence-specific DNA binding. Bases 87 to 569 code for a protein of 160 amino acids. Gene Ontology annotation, biological process: developmental process; regulation of transcription by RNA polymerase II.